CUCAGACCUUGCAGCAAAGUCACUUUGCCACCCACCGCGCUAUUCAUUGGAAGAAGCCCACGGUCGGUCGGCCUCCUUGCAUCCCAAAGCUCAACAGUCGUCUGCGCAGCUGAGCACGGGCAGGACACAAUGGGUGUCCAGGAGCGCAGAGUGACCUUCCCUGGCUCCCAGGGGUCAGAAAUAGUGGCGACAUGGCAAGACCCUGAUGCACAGGACGUGGUGCUGCUGUGCCACGGGUUGGGAGACCACAGGGACGGAUUCCAUCUGCCAGCGCUGGCGGCUGCUCUGGCGAAUGCCGGCUUGGGCAGCCUGCGACUGGACUUCCCCGGCAAUGGCGAGAGCCCCGGCGCCUUUCGCUACGCCAACAUGCGCACAGAGGCUGAGGACAUGAGGGCGGCUGUGGAGUUUCUGCGCGACCAGGGGAAAACCGUUGUGGGUUUGGUCGGUCAUUCCAAGGCGGGCAGCGGGGUCAUCCUGUAUGCGGCGAAGUAUGACGACAUCCCGCGGGUCGUCAACAUAUCUGGCCGCUUUGACAACCAGCGAGGGAUCAAGGAGCGAUUUGGGGCGGACAUCUUUGAGCGCCUGGAGAGGGAGGGGCAGGUGCAAAUCACAUGGCCUGGCAGUGGCCCCACCAAGAAAUUCAUAUGGGCACUCACCAAGGAGGACAUGGACAACCGGAUGAGCCUGGACAUGGAUCCCCACAGCCGAGCCAUCAAGCGCAGCCGCGUCUUCACAAUCCACGGCAGUGCCGAUGAAACGAUCCCACUCGAAGACGCGCACUCAUUCCACGAGCGCAUCCCCAACAGUGAGCUGUGUAUCGUGGACGGCGCAUGCCACAACUAUAAGUGA
Molecule: messenger RNA, 849 nt
Organism: Coccomyxa subellipsoidea C-169
Lineage: Eukaryota; Viridiplantae; Chlorophyta; Trebouxiophyceae; Coccomyxaceae
Product: alpha/beta-hydrolase
Exons: 5
Coding region: 130-849 (239 amino acids)
Source: RefSeq, a predicted model, not a curated record